AUGCCUCCUCGCAAGCGCACCGCCGACGAGUCAGUCGCCGCUCCCCGCCGGAGUUCACGGCGCACAUCUACCAAGAGCCAGUACUUUGACGACAGCGACGAGGUCAAUAGCAACGAGGUCGAAGAAGUCGAGGAGGAAGACCUGCAGCCGAAGAGGAAGCGCGGAAGACCCUCGAAAAAGCAAACCCCGAAGAAGGAAGAGUCCGAAGAGCCGUAUCAGGACGAGGAGGAGCAGCAGGAAGAUGACGAUGAGGAUUCGGACGAUUCGGAUGCGCCGCCAAAGGUGACGUUCAUUCCAUUGCCGAAACUCCUCGAUAAUGGCGGUAUUGAGUAUGAGGAUGCGAAGCUGCACCCGAAUACAGUCCUUUUCUUGAAGGAACUCAAGUCGAACAAUCGCAGGCCAUGGCUAAAGUCGCAUGAUGCGGAGUACCGGCGCGCUCUAAAAGACUGGGAGUCUUUCGUGAUGCGAACGACCGAGACUGUUAUCGACGUCGAUGAGACAAUACCCGAGCUGCCCGCCAAGGACGUCAUCUUUCGCAUCUACAGAGACACCCGAUUUAGCAAAGAUCCUACACCCUACAAGCCUCAUUUCUCUGCCGCCUGGUCCCGCACCGGUCGCAAAGGCCCUUACGCCUGCUACUACGUUCACUGCGAGCCGGGGAAGGCCUUCAUCGGCGGUGGCAUAUGGGGCCCGGCCGGUGAUCAACUUCUCACACUCCGUCGCAGCAUCGAUCGACGGCCAAGAGCCUGGCACCGAGCACUUAACGACCCGGAUUUCAAGCGUAUGUUCCUCCCUAAACUGAAACCGGACGCCAAAGAGAAGGCCGCAAUGCGUGCGUUCGCGGCGGAGAACAAGCAGGGUGCACUGUUGAUGGCCCCAUCGGGCUACCGGCGUGACCACCCUAACAUUGAACUCCUGCGCUUGAAGUGCUUUACAGUGGGAAAGAAGAUCAACGACGACAUUUUUACCAGCGAAGAUGCACAGGAGAAGCUCGCCGAGAUUCUCCGGCCGCUGAUGGGGUUUGUAAGUGGUAUCCCUGUUUCGUUUUUGAAUAGCAUCGUGAUGCCAGAUCCGAAUGAGGACGAGGGUGGCGAAGACGAUGAUGAUGACGAAGAAGAGGAGGAGGCAGAGGAAGAAGCUGAUGAUAGCAACCCCGAGUGA
Messenger RNA from Ilyonectria robusta, 1161 nucleotides. RefSeq lists its product as uncharacterized. The coding region runs from base 1 to 1161 and encodes 386 amino acids. The record is from RefSeq and is a predicted model, not a curated record. NCBI's taxonomy places the organism in Eukaryota, Fungi, Ascomycota, Sordariomycetes, Hypocreales, Nectriaceae. The transcript has 5 exons.